AUGAAUGAAGAAAGACUAACAUAUGCAGAGCUGAAAUUAUCCCUGAAGAGUAAGAAGGACAAAAACCAGUCAACUCAGAAAAAGAGAGAAUAUCCAUGGCGCAUAAGUGUUGUGAUCCUGGGAACAGUAUGUCUUUGUCUUCUGUUGUCAAGCAUGGUCUUGGGAUAUCUGUAUUUUCAGGCUACUUCAAACUUCAAAAUUCAAAGUGAAAAAGAUGCAAGUGGAAGUGCUGUCUCCUCAAUGGAAAUGGUAGAUCCUUCAGGAUAAUGGUUGCUUUUAUUUUAAGGAAACGGCUGCUCUACAUGUCAAGGAGGAUGGUCUUGCUGUGGAAAAAAGUGUUACUACUUUUCAAAAGAAGAAAAGACAUGGGAUGAGAGUGAGAAAUCCUGUAGAGACCUGGGUUCUCAUCUCGCUAAGAUUGACAGCAGAAAGGAGCAGAACUUUAUACAAUCACGAUUGAAUUACAGCUAUUGGGUUGGAUUACGUAAAAAUGGAGGUCAGUUCCAGUGGGUACACCAUAAAGAUGCAAAACUUUCUUCAGAUUUGAAUUUUCACAUGACAACACAUUUAGCAGAUGCAGGAUGUGGAUACAUCAAGCCAAAAAAUCUCAACAGUGCUCCGUGUAGUAGAUAUUUCCACUACAUCUGUAAAAUGAAUUUUGACUGCUCGAUAACUUCAGAGAAUUGAUUCAGUGAUGGAUGUCCCACUCACAAAGACACAGAGACGGAGAUGGAUGAAAUAAACAAGAGGUUUUAAUGAUCCAGUAUACUGAGGUUG
Mastomys coucha (southern multimammate mouse) is the source of this 777-nucleotide messenger RNA. RefSeq names its product natural killer cells antigen CD94-like. The transcript has 7 exons. Gene Ontology annotation, molecular function: pattern recognition receptor activity; (1->3)-beta-D-glucan binding. Gene Ontology annotation, cellular component: cell surface. Gene Ontology annotation, biological process: detection of fungus; positive regulation of lymphocyte activation; positive regulation of killing of cells of another organism. Lineage: Eukaryota; Metazoa; Chordata; Mammalia; Rodentia; Muridae. The record is from RefSeq and is a predicted model, not a curated record.